AUAGCCUACUUGGAAUUUUGGUCUUCUGGACCGCUAUGACUGGUUUCAUGGUGGAUCUCAAUCCCUCUAUGGGCUGCCUGUUCAUUGGCAUAGACCUGAGUCUGGUACUCUACGGCGGAGUAUGCGCCCAGGCGGUAUACUAUUUCUGGCACUACCGCAACGACGGACUCGUUCUCAAAACCUUGGUUGUCAUGGCAUGGGUCCUGCAAUCUGCACAGAUUGCGACCGAUAUCCACCAACUAUGGUACUAUCUGAUUCGCGGGCACGGCAAUAUCCUCGCCUUGACGGUGCUCGACCCGGCCACUGGUGGCCAAUCGCUGCUUUCGCAUGCCUUGAUGGUUUUGGUACAAUGGUACUUUCUCCAUAGGAUUUGGCUACUCUUGAAGGGGACCCGAGUCAAGUGCUUCUACGCAGGAUUCGCUGCAUUUGUGUCAUUGAUGACUCUGGGCACUUCGAUAUGGGUUGUAUAUGACUGCUUCAUCGAGAAGAGCGUCACGACAGCGGUGAGGGGUGGUUUGGUGCCAGGCAUCUGGUCGCUCUCUGCUAUCUUCGUCACCGACCUCUACAUUACAUGCAUUCUCUGUUACGCCUUGUGGGGCUGUAGAAAUGGGUUUCAACAGACCGACGGUAUCCUCACAAGGCUGGUUAUCUACGCGAUCAACCGGGGCAUCUUGCUAUGCUUGGCAUCGUUCGUCGCUAUUGUGCUGUGGGUCAUAGAUAGCAAAGGUGGUACUACCUACAUCGAGGCGAUUUCCGCGCCAGGUCAGGGAACCUUGUACGCAAAUUCGUUGUUGGCAGUGCUCAAUGUUCGCAACCAUCUCGGGCAGCUGGAGGCGACGCGGUCCGACCACAACGCCUCCGAACUCCCUUUUGUCACGAUUCGCAAAGAUUCCAGGAUGGUGACUGUCGCGGACUCCACAUGCGGUGCGAAGAUCGAAGUCUGAAGAUACCCACUAGGCUAGUACUAGUGGUGAGGAGCCCAGGUUGGCAUUGGCAAAUGCGAAGAAGAGAGGAACUAACAGAAGAGAGUACAUGCAUACCACGUACGGUGUCGGAGGAAAUCCCGCGCGCAGGAGAUCAAAUCGCCGCAUUCAAGUUUGCUUGCGCGGGUAUGCGUGCUGUAAAAGUACAAGGCAGUUACAUAGGUGGACAGUUGAUCCACGCCUCAGCAAAGGUGUACUCACUAUGAUAUUCUUCUACUCGCAAUGUACGCACAACUCUUGCUAUGGUAAUAGUGCUCGUCCGUGCCGAAGAUUUCAAGUACGCAGUGUCCCUGUCU
Molecule: messenger RNA, 1279 nt
Organism: Fomitopsis serialis
Lineage: Eukaryota; Fungi; Basidiomycota; Agaricomycetes; Polyporales; Fomitopsidaceae
Exons: 20
Coding region: 36-944 (302 amino acids)
Source: RefSeq, a predicted model, not a curated record